GCAUUCUCUUUGAAUCCAAAAGUGCAAAAUGGGUUCCAAAUUCCUAGCAUUUUUACUUCUGCUCUCUCUUUUCUCCUUCACUCUUGCCAAUGCACAUCCAAAGCCAAAGCCAGAGCAUAAGCCAAAGCCUCAUCCGGAAUGCCCUCCACCACCACCUCCCAAAGCCACCCCUCCACCGCCACCUAAAGCCACCCCUCCACCGCCACCUAAAGCCACCCCUCCACCACCACCUCCCAAAGCCUCCCCUCCUCCGCCACCUCCGAAAUAUCCUCCACCACCACCUCCCAAAGCCACCCCUCCUCCUCCACCUCCUAAAGCCACCCCACCACCACCACCUCCGAAAGCCACACCUCCACCGCCACCUCCCAAGCACACUCCUCCUCCACCACCUAAAUAUCCACCACCGCCACCACCGCUAGCAAAAUGUUCAAAGGAUUACCAUAAGUUCAGUGUGUGCUCUGGCAUUUUUAAAAAUGGAAAAGGGACCGGAAGCGAUAAUAAAUGCUGCUCUCUCUUAAACGACCCAGAAGCUGCCAAUUGCCUUUGCAAGGCCGUACAGGACUUGAAAGUGUUCCACACACCAAACAUAACUCCACAAGCUUCCUGUGAGAAGAUCUUCAAAUUUUGUAAAAAGAGCCCUCCAAGUGGUUUUAAAUGUCUCUAAAAACCAUGAAAGUUUUCGUUGCUUUAAAAAAAGUGGGUUUUGUUUUUCAUGUCCCUUUGAGUGUGUUUUCCUUUUUCCCUUUUGUCGAAUGUAUGUCGACAUGGUGCAGAAUUCCAGCUUCAUUGUUGAGAUCCGUAUUAUGAUUUAGAGUGAGAGCUUUAAGAGAUAGAUUAUGAGCUUAUACAAAAAGCGGACGUUGGAAGCUUGAUUAUGUACUUUUAUGUUGCAGUGGUUGUUUGUAUUUUGGGGAUCAAGUUUGUACCAGUUUUUUAAUAAAUGAUUCUAAUGAUCGUUUCUCUUCUUCUCA
Messenger RNA from Oldenlandia corymbosa var. corymbosa, 971 nucleotides. NCBI's taxonomy places the organism in Eukaryota, Viridiplantae, Streptophyta, Magnoliopsida, Gentianales, Rubiaceae. The record is from the annotation of a GenBank genome assembly.